AUGAAGGAGCGUGUGGAAUCCAAGAAUACCGAUGCUAGAAACAUCAAUGAUGUUCUAUACUAUGAGCUGUUGGUGAAUAUUUUUAUGGCCUUUAAUGUUGUAGAGCUUGCAACAGUAUCAAGCGUGUGUAAAACUUGGCGUGAAGUUCGUAGUGACCCUAAACUUUGGUAUAAGCUUGACCUUAGUGUACUCUGCUAUAAGCCAUUUAACGUACCCAGGAUGCUAGGAUCUUGGAGAGAUUCAAGUGAAAGACUGACUAAAAUUUUGAGGGGGAUCUUAACUCAAAGCGAAGUAGGACACAUUCGUUGUUUUGUGUUCAAUUAUUAUACUUACUUAAAGGAUGAACAUUUGCUCCUUGUUGCUGAAAGGACUCCAAAUCUAAAAAUGUUAGUUCUACCUGCCAUAUGUAAUUUAUCAAAAGAAGCAAUUGAACAUGCAAUUAGUUUAUGGGUAGGGCUUGAAUCCAUCACAAUUACCCGCAUGAUCAAUCAUAAGGACAUUUUUCUUGCAAUUGGCAAAUACUGCAAAGGAAUCACCAGUCUGAAAUUCACUACUGGCUUCAAAAUGGAUCAUGCUAGAGCCUUGAUCGAACACACCCCAAAUCUCAAGUUCUUGAACCUUCAAUCCAUAAUAGUAAGCUCUAGAGCAUUGUGCUGUGUGCUUGAGAACUUGAAGCAUUUGGAGAUUGUGAACCUCUGCCAUAGUCUCAUUAUAGACAAGCCUGACACAUCAAACCAGGUUAUUUUGUACACUUUUUGCCAAUCGCAACAUCAUCAGUGGCCGCUCCUCCACCGUUUGAGAAAGAUUCUGACUUGUCAAAGUAAUAACGGCUGUGCCAUAUGCAAGAAUAGGAUGGCGGGUCAUAACUAUCUGAUCAAGAAGGCAUUACAUGAAGCCUUUGAAUAA
Messenger RNA from Arachis stenosperma, 906 nucleotides. Its product is annotated as F-box/LRR-repeat protein At3g48880-like. The record is from RefSeq and is a predicted model, not a curated record. Gene Ontology annotation, molecular function: protein binding. Lineage: Eukaryota; Viridiplantae; Streptophyta; Magnoliopsida; Fabales; Fabaceae. The transcript is spliced from 2 exons. The coding region runs from base 1 to 906 and encodes 301 amino acids.